AUGGUGACAGUGCUGGGCAAUCUCCUCAUCAUCAUGCUGAUCUGUCUGGAUUACCGUCUCCACUCACCCAUGUAUUUCUUCCUCAGCCACUUCUCUUUCAGCGAAAUCCUAACCACGACCUGCGUCGUGCCCCGGAUGCUGGCCAACUUCCUGUCAGAGACGAAGUCCGUGUCUUUUCAUGAGUGCUUCACUCAGUUAUGCUUCUACUUCCUCUUUGGUAGCACUGAGUUCAUCUUCUUUGCCAUCAUGUCAUAUGACCGUUAUGUGGCCAUCUGCCAACCCUUGCGAACCCGCUUGCCCUAUUGCGGGCCCAACAUCAUCGAUCAUUUCUUCUGUGACAGCGCCCCCUUCCUUCACCUCGCCUGUGCCGACGUCACCUUCAUUGAGCUUCUUGACUUCAUCGUCUCCCUCGUGCUGCUGAUCAGCUCUCUGGCAAUGACCAUCAUUUCCUACGGCUGUGUCAUCUCCACCAUCCUCAAGAUCCCCUCAGGCAAGGGGCGAAAGAAGGCUUUCUCCACCUGUGCCUCUCAUUUCACCGUGGUCUCCAUGGGCUACGGGAUCUCCAUCUUUGUCUAUGUCCAACCCACUCAGAAGCGCUCCCUGCAGCUCAAUAAGAUCCUCUUUGUCCUCUCCAGUGUGGUCACCCCUCUCCUGAACCCCUUCAUCUUCAGCCUGCGCAAUGAAACAAUGAAGAGAGCAUUGAGUGAGUCUCUGGGAAGGGUCCAGUCCUUCACCAAGGACCUGAGGGUGAUCCCUGUGAUGAAUUCGAAUCCCUGCAGGUCUCGGUCCUGA
Molecule: messenger RNA, 792 nt
Organism: Ornithorhynchus anatinus (platypus)
Lineage: Eukaryota; Metazoa; Chordata; Mammalia; Monotremata; Ornithorhynchidae
Product: olfactory receptor 6J1-like
Exons: 2
Coding region: 1-792 (263 amino acids)
Biological process (GO): G protein-coupled receptor signaling pathway
Cellular component (GO): membrane
Molecular function (GO): olfactory receptor activity
Source: RefSeq, a predicted model, not a curated record